CAGGCCAGUGCGAGUCGUAUAAAGACAAGAAGAUGACGAGUGCCAAAUCGCGUAAUGACAACCUUUAUGGGCGCCAAAGUGCACUUGCUUGUCAAGCAAUUAUAAUCCUGGGCCGUUCGUUCGCAGUCCAGGCGGUGGUCGCGAUAGUUAUGAAAGGCGUAGGACGGAUGGUAUGCUCCACCUUCCUCAAACAUUUCUUUUUGGCAUUCACGCUGUCUCUCGCAAUCAUAGCGUUCACUUUCUUUCGCUCUCACAUCCCAGACGUCCGUUCAUAUCUCCAAUCAACCUCUCGGAAUAUGUCGGCCUCCACUUCAUCUUCUUUGAAGCUACCCAAGACACAAGUUGAAUGGCGUCAGGCCUUGGAUGACCUUCCAUCUACACCAGACAAUAUUCCAGCAUUCUUCUUUGGUCAUGGUUCACCCAUGCUAGCUAUGCCUGAGGGUGGGGGCGGAGGAUUUGCAAGCGUCUUGAAACAUGCUGGCUCCAAAGGACCGUUGGCCAAUUUUCUACGUGAUUUCGGUCCUGCGUUACUGGAAAAGUACAAGCCGAAGGGCAUCGUUGUAUUCAGUGCACAUUGGGAAACGUAUGGCGAACGUCUCGUGACUGAUUAUGGAGAGGAAAAUCCUCUCCUCAUGGACUAUUACGGCUUCCAGCCCGAACUGUAUCAACUCCAGUUCAAGUCUAGAGGUGACUCGAGAAUAUCGCAGCGCAUUGUGAAAGCGUUCCAAGAAGCUGGACAACUUGCUCGCACUACGACCAAGCUUGAGGCCCGUGGAGAGGACGGCCGAGGGUUUAGCGGGCCCGGAUUAGAUCACGGCGUUUUCGUUCCUUUCCGACUGAUGUUUGGGGAACAAUUUCUCGACAUACCCAUUGUGCAAGUUUCUUUUGACGGGAGUUUAGAUCCUGCAAAAAACUGGGCCGUAGGACAAGCAGUAGAAGCAUUGAGGAGGGAAGGGCUCCUGAUAUUAUCAGGAGGUCUAACGGUCCAUAACUUGCGCGACUUUUCGUGUUUCUCAGAAGAUUCCGCGCGGCCCACAUACAAGGCGUUUGAUGAAGCUGUAGUCAAGGCCGCCGCUGUCGAGGACCACGAUGCUCGGAAGAAGGCCUUAGUGGCUCUCACCAGCCAUGAAGGCUUCCGACUCGCGCAUCCGAGAGAGGAUCAUUUUGUUCCCCUGUAUGUUGCGGGAGGCGCUGGGGGUGAAGGUGCGGCGAGGGUCGUGGCUGCGAUAUAUGGAUCACCGACUAUUGCAUUUGGCUUGUAAUGAAGUGGCAUACCUUGGCUUGCGACUCGUGUACCGACCAUGUACCUUACAGUUCGUACCUUUAUACGUGUACAUAUUGUCGUCAUGCGAUUCCACGGUCGGCGGUAUUAUAUACUUUAGCUCGGUGCUUGUACAGAGGUCCAAGACGAUCAGCGGACGAUUUAUGACGGGAAGUUAUCUAGACACCGAACGUUUACGCCUCAUCUGCCAACUGCUAUGACUAGCCUGUCACGGGCAUGCAUGGCAUCAUGCGAAUACGAGACGGCACCGUUCAAGUACUGUCAGUGGGAGGCCGCCUGUCGAACAGCUCCUUUCAGCAAGGACUGGACCUGCCAUAUCAAGCCGGC
Somion occarium is the source of this 1609-nucleotide messenger RNA. The record is from the annotation of a GenBank genome assembly. NCBI's taxonomy places the organism in Eukaryota, Fungi, Basidiomycota, Agaricomycetes, Polyporales, Cerrenaceae.